Xiphophorus hellerii (green swordtail) is the source of this 797-nucleotide messenger RNA. Its product is annotated as histone H4. Gene Ontology annotation, molecular function: structural constituent of chromatin; DNA binding; protein heterodimerization activity. Bases 196 to 507 code for a protein of 103 amino acids. NCBI's taxonomy places the organism in Eukaryota, Metazoa, Chordata, Actinopteri, Cyprinodontiformes, Poeciliidae. The record is from RefSeq and is a predicted model, not a curated record. The transcript has a single exon. Gene Ontology annotation, cellular component: nucleosome.
GUACCAGAAAUCCAACAUAAAAACUCAAAUUAAGAAAAAUAGGAACUUUUCUCGGCCGGUUUCAAUAACGGGACUGGAUCUGUGCAGCUCGGUUCCGCCCCUGUUCUCUUUCACGUCCGCAGUUCCCACAUAUAGGCGCCGUUUCCUCCUGCUGAGCCACAUUGUCGCUUCAGGCUUUUCUUGAACGAUACCAACAUGAGCGGAAGAGGAAAAGGAGGCAAAGGUCUCGGUAAAGGAGGCGCCAAGCGGCACCGUAAAGUUCUCCGCGAUAACAUCCAGGGAAUCACCAAGCCCGCUAUCCGCCGUCUGGCUCGCCGCGGGGGAGUCAAGCGGAUCUCCGGUCUCAUCUACGAGGAGACCCGCGGUGUGCUCAAGGUCUUCCUGGAGAACGUCAUCCGUGACGCCGUCACGUACACCGAGCACGCCAAGAGGAAGACCGUCACCGCCAUGGACGUGGUGUACGCUCUGAAGAGGCAGGGCCGCACUCUGUACGGCUUCGGGGGUUAAACUGCUUCUUUAAAUAAAUAAAACAAAACGGUCCUUUUAAGGGCCAAACACAUUUUCUUUAAGAAGCUAAUUUUCUAUGAAACGUGGCUAACAAAAGCUACAUUUGUUGUAGUGAAUAUAUGAUUAACUCUUGAAGUUAUAUUUCAUAUAUUUACUCUACUUAAGGCAAAUGAUUUAUUAGUAUAGGAAGGGGAAGCUGUAAAACGGGACCAGUGUAUGUAAAGUCCAGGUGCAACAAAUGCAACGUAACUAAAAACGUGCAAUCGAAUAAAAUUUGUUCCCAAAGCUAA